Molecule: messenger RNA, 678 nt
Organism: Colletotrichum spaethianum
Lineage: Eukaryota; Fungi; Ascomycota; Sordariomycetes; Glomerellales; Glomerellaceae
Exons: 1
Coding region: 1-678 (225 amino acids)
Molecular function (GO): acyltransferase activity, transferring groups other than amino-acyl groups
Source: RefSeq, a predicted model, not a curated record
AUGCCCCUCAACUUACGAUCGGCUACGCCGGCUGACGGCCCGGCUCUCGCCGCCAUUUACCUCUCAGCCUUCCACGACAACCCAGUAGCGACAACUUGCUUCCCUCAAAGCUCUCAAGCAUGCCGCGAGUUUCUUGCCACAUCUUUCGAGGAAGAAAUGAGCGAACCGCGGUCUCAGUGGCUCGUCAUUACCGACCCCGACUUCAAAGAUGACCCUGAUUUGCCCAUCGCCUGCGCGAAAUGGGUCUGUCCGGCAAAAGACGGAGAGGAGAACGUCCAGUCACCGCCUCCAAUCGAUGCCUGGCCCAAAGAGGGUAACCCGGAGUUCGCCAAUGACUUCUUCGGUUCUAUUGGGAGGAAGCACGCCGAGAUCAUGGGUGACGUCAGACACUAUUAUCUAGAACUCAUCAUUUGUCGGAGAGAGCACCAGGGCAAGGGCGCUGCCAGUCCUCUGCUGAAAUGGGGCUGCGAUAUAGCGGACGAGGAAGGCAUAUUAGCAUUUUUGGAGGCCAUGCCCAAGGCCAAGGCGAUCUAUGAAAAGUAUGGCUUCCAGACGGUUGACCGCUUGGAAUUUACGGCACCGAACGGAGCAAGUGUAGGCCAGAUUUUCAUGCUUAGGAAAGGCAAGGCUGCCGAGGAAUACAAGAAGGUAUUGGCCAGGCUGGGCGUAUUAAAGUAG